Eriocheir sinensis (Chinese mitten crab) is the source of this 7765-nucleotide messenger RNA. RefSeq names its product serine/threonine-protein phosphatase 6 regulatory ankyrin repeat subunit C-like (gene nompC). The transcript has 32 exons. NCBI's taxonomy places the organism in Eukaryota, Metazoa, Arthropoda, Malacostraca, Decapoda, Varunidae. Gene Ontology annotation, cellular component: glycosylphosphatidylinositol-N-acetylglucosaminyltransferase (GPI-GnT) complex; membrane. Gene Ontology annotation, molecular function: protein binding; calcium channel activity. The record is from RefSeq and is a predicted model, not a curated record. Gene Ontology annotation, biological process: GPI anchor biosynthetic process; calcium ion transmembrane transport. The coding region runs from base 998 to 6448 and encodes 1816 amino acids.
AGUUGUUGCGAAUUUUUUAUCCAGAAAAUGAUUAUGCGAGUUUUACUUUUCCUUCCAAUUAUUGUUCUCGCCGAGGCUUGCGUGCCCGGGAUAAAGUUGGAACGAGGGCAAGUGUAAGGCUUCACCCUCUCGUGCUCGGCCGCUGGAGUGGAGUUAUUACAGCAGCACAUGAAGACAGCCUGGGGCUCGUCCUGCCUACCGCGCCCUCCACCUCGCCUCCCUCAGAUGGCCGCGCCGUCAGGGCGUCAUGAGGCACGGCCCGUGACCUGCCUGGCCGCUGCCACGCCCCUCACGCCGCACCGACACAACUUUCAGCCCAACAAACCAAGAAAGUGAUUUACGUCCACAGCAAAACUCCGUAGAAGUUUUCGCCGUCUUCAUCGUCAUGUUUUCCUUCAUUAGCAUCAUGUUCAUUAUCAUUUGCCUCAUCAAUCAGUUGCACUCUGAAAAGUGUUCGUAACACAUGUUACGUGGGCGUUAGAUAAGACAUGCAACGGAGUCAACUGAAAAGGAAAUCUUUCAUUCUUUCAUUAAAGUUUUUUUUGAAAAUCGUGGUUUUGAUUACAGCUAAGGGAGUCACAAGUACAGCACUGUUUGUUCUGGAGAGAGACAUUUUCUGUGGAGCAUUACGCAUAACCAAGCGGUGGCGGCGACGAGCGUGACGGGGUCGCGGGGGGCGUGGUGCUGCCCGCCCCAACACACUAGUGUGUUCAUCCCGGGGAGGGCGAGUGUUUAUGGCCCGGGUGGAUGCAUGAUAACGAGGGGUGGUGGUGGUGGCGGCGGCGGUGGAGGGAGGGGCUGGGAGGGGCCAAGGUGGCGUGGGCUGGACCGCCAGGCAGCAGUUGAUCGUUUGGUCGCAGAGUGGUCGCACGGAACGCACGGGACACCCCACACGAGGAGCGGGGCCCCACCACACUGUGUCGCAACUCACGGCGAGGUGACGAUGCUCGUGGUGCUGAGGAGCUGUGCGCUGCUGACGGAGUAGCAAAGUGACGCAAUGAGCGAUAAAAGACAAUCGGGCCCGCCGGACGGCGGACCCCCGGAGCGAGGUGGCAGACCUCGCUACGGCACGCAGGUGUUUGACUCUAAGGCCGUCAAGGGCUCCCGGAUGGCCCAGCAAGGUGGUGACACUGGCGGCCCAGAGCCUGUGGGAGGGCGGCGCGGCCAGCCGUCGGCUGCAAAUAUGCCUUCUGCCGGCCCCGACGUGGCCACAAUAGGCGGAUUGCCCAUCACCCAGACGUCGACGGGACGCGGCCGCCAAGGCAACGCGGGCGGCGGCAGGCGCGGCAGCCUGGACAAUGGACGCCAAGGCGAGAAUGGGAAGGGCGGGCGACGCCGCGGCAGCAUCGACAGUGGUGACCAGGACAAAGGGAAGGACACGGAUGACGGCAUGGGCGGCAGCGAGUCCGGGCAGAGUCAGGAUCAGGAGGCGCUGAUUCAGAAGCAGCGAAGCAGAGUGAUGCUGCUGAGCACCAAGGGCGACUGGCCGGCCCUCGACCAUGCCCUCAAGGUGCUGGAGCGAUUCGUGCCUGAGCAGCUCUCCGGCAGCAGCUCACAGACGUCUUACCAGCCCCUCAAGGACCUGGCGGACGAGACGACGGGCUACACGCCGCUCAUGUACGCCGCCCGGGAGAACAAGCCGGCCUUCGUGGACCGGCUGGCUGACCUCGGCUGUAACCCCAACGACAAGAACAAGGAGGGGUUCGCCGCCGUUCACCUGGCCGCUAUGUACAGCCGGGAGGAAACCAUCCGUCACCUGGUGCAGAAGAAGGCCGACAUCAACGCAGCAGGAGGGUCCCGCGAACAGACGGCGGCGCACCUGGUGGCCAACCGCAGCACUGGGGCGGCGGUGGCACUCAUCAAGACGGUCCUUAUGCACGCCAAGCAGGACCUCAGACUCACCAAGGACAACCGCGGCGACAUCCCGCUGUUCCUGGCCGUGGACGCGAGCCAUCAGGGGCUGGUGCGGGAGCUGGUCUUCCACCACGGCCCCGAGCAGGUGAAGUCGGUGCGCGCCAACACCAGGGACACGGUGCUGCACGUGGCCUGCAGGAAGAAAGACACGGACAUGGUCAAGGUCCUCGUGGAUGCCGGGGCCAGCACGGACGCCCAAAAUGCCGCAGGACAGACGCCGCUCCACAUUGCCGCCGAGGAGGGGGACGAGGCCACCGUCAAAUUCUUCUACUCUGUCCACGCCAACCCAAACAUUACGGACAAGUUUGACCGCACGCCCAUCCACGUGGCUGCCGAGAACGGGUUCACGCCGGUGGUGGACCUGCUGGCCGAGAAGUUCAAGGCCUCUGUGAUGGACCGCACCAAGGACGGGUCCACGCUGGUACACAUCGCCUCGCUGCACGGCCACCCCGACACCGUCAUGGCCUUCCUCAGGAAAGGCGUGCCCCUCCACAUGCCCAACAAGAUGGGCGCGCGGUGCAUCCACACAGCGGCGCAGCGUGGCCACGUGGGCGUGGUGAACGCCAUCCUGCACAAGGGCGAGCACGUGGACGUCACCACCAAUGACGGGUUCUCGGCCCUGCACAUAGCGGUGAAGUCAGGCAAGCCGGCCAUGGUGGAGGCACUGCUGGGCCACGGCGCUAACCUGACCAUGCAAGGCGGCGCGGCGCGGGAGUCGGCGCUGCACUUGGCCGCGCGUGUCAAGGACGGGGAGAAGUGCGCCGAGAUGCUGCUCAAAUCCGGUGCCGACGCCAACCUACCCAAGGACGACGGGCAGACGCCGCUCCACCUGGCGGCCCACAACGGCAACCUCAAGACCCUCAAGCUGCUGUUGGAGGACGACAACGCCAAGCCACUGCUGCAGUCCAAGUCCGGGGAGUCGCCGCUGCACCUGGCCUGCCUGUCCUGCCGCGUGGAGGCCGCCAAGAUGCUGCUGGACCACGUCACGCGGAAGAGCGGCAAAGAGGCGGUGGAGAAGCUGGUCAACGCCAAGAAUCACGCGGGAGAGACGGCGCUGCACUACGCCGCGCGCGUCAACAAGCAAAACGCCAACUACAAGGCGGGCGACGACCGGGAGAUGGCGAACCUGCUGCUGACCAACGGCGCCCAGCUGAUGGUGGCCACCGCCAAGACUUCGGAGACGCCCAUCCACUACGUGGCCACGUCAGGCAACGAGGCGGUGCUGGACGAGAUGCUGAGGUUCACUCCGCCUGACAAGAUUCAGAAGCUGGUCAACAUGCAGUCGUCACGCGGGUGGUCGCCUCUGCUGAACGCUGCCGAUAACGGCCACGAGGGCAUCGUGUCCACUCUACUGGACAACCAGGCGAGGGUCGACGUGUUUGACAGCGAGGGCAAGGCCGCGCUCCACCUGGCAGCAGAGCACGGCUACAAGCUGGUGUGCAAUGCCCUGCUGUUACACAAAGCCUUCAUCAACGCACGCACUAUGUCGGGCCUGACAGCACUGCACCUGGCCGCCAUGAAAGGCUACAACGAGCUUGUGUUCUCGCUCAUCACGCAGCACCACUCCCAGAAGGACGCCCUCACUCUGAAAAAACAAACGCCACUGCACCUGGCGGCCGAGGCGGGGCAGCUGGAGGUGUGCGACACGCUGCUGCAGCUCGGCGCCGACACCAACGCCACCAACGACGCGGGGCAGAAGGCGGUGCACGUGGCGGCGAUGCGCAACAACUCCGAGGUGGUGAAGCUCUUCCUCAAGACCUCCCCGGAGCUGGUCACCACCGCUGACAAGGACGGCAACACGUGUGCGCACAUCGCGGCGCAGCAGGGCUCCGUGGACGUCGUGCGGGAGCUGAUGCGUCACAACCGCGGCGUGGUCAUCAACGGCAAGAACCGCGUCGGGGAGUCAUCGCCCCUCCAUCUGGCGGCGGAGGGCGGCCACGCCACACUCGUCAAGUUCCUAGUGGAAAACGGGGCAUCACCGAAAGCUGAGAAUGGCAUGGGGUUCACGGCGGUACACUUGGCAGCCAGGUACGGCCACAGCCAGGUGCUGGACACACUGAGAGAAGUAACCAGCCUCAGGAUCACCAGCAAAAAACUUGGCCUCUACGCCCUCCACGUAGCCGCCCACUACGGCCAGCCAGAGAUGGUUCGAGAACUGCUGGCACACAUUCCUGCCACCAUUAAGUCAGAGCCGCCCAUCCUGAGCGGUGGCCGCCCCUUUCUUCCGGACCUGGGCGCGGAGGCAGACCUUACGCCCCUCCACUUGGCGGCUCACGAGGGCAACGAGGGCGUGGUCCGCAUCCUCCUCAACAUCCCGGGCGUGCAGGCUGACGGCACCUCGCGCCUCAACAGCUACAUCCCGCUGCACCUGGCCUGCAUAGGGGGCCACACCUCCGUCGUCGGCCUCCUCCUCUCUAAGUCAGCCAAGCAGGUGUCCAAGGUAGACAAGCGAGGGCGAACUGGCCUCCACCUCGCGGCCAUGCGGGGCCACUACCACCUCGUGGCACUGCUGAUGGGCCAAGGUGCCGAGCUGGGAGCCAAGGACAGGGAUGGCCUGACGCCCCUCCACUACUGCGCUCGGGCUGGACACUUGGAAGUGGUGAAGCUGCUGGUGGAGGCCGGGGCGUCGCCUGGGGACAAAUCCGUCGAAGGCAAGACGCCCAUCGUGUUGGCCGUGGCGAGCGAGCACGUGGACGUGUACAACUACCUCAUUAACAAGAAACAUGACUCGUACAAACUUCUCGAAGAUAAAAAGUUCGUUCAUGACCUGACGCUGAUGAGCAAGAAGCACAACAACAGCCCCUUGGAGGAGUACAUCCUGCUGUCCCCGGCGCCCGUCGACCUGGCCACCAAGCUGGCCCACACGCUCCUCAACCUCUCAGACAAGGAAAAGGAGAGCAGCAAGGACCUGCUGGAGGCGUCGCGGUACAGCGAGAACCUGGCCACGGAGCUGGUGGCCAUCUCCGCUGCCAGUUCCUCGCCGGGGCUCAUCCUCAGGGCCGUCGACAACAGGAACGUGGUGCUGCUCGACUCCCUCAUCGAGCACGAGCAGAAAGAGGUGAUCGCCCACCCCGCCGUGCAGCGGUACUUGACGGACGUGUGGAUGGGCAGCCUGGACUGGCCCGGCUGGAAGGUCAUCAUCAUGUUCCUCGCCUUCCUCUUCCUCCCGCCUGUUUGGAUCUUCUUCAGCAUGCCUCUGGGCCACAUGUACAACGAGGUCCCUCUGGUGAAGUUCAUCGCCUACCUCGUCUCCCACGUGUACAUGCUGGUGCUGAUGAUCAUAACGGUGGUGACGCCACUACGACCCAUCUGGGAAAACACAAGCAUGAUCCCCAACUGGUAUGAGUGGAUGCUGCUGCUGUGGCUGAGCGGGAACCUCGUGAUGGAGCUGACGAACCCCGGAGACAUCGCUGGCCUGGGCUGGAUCAAGGUGUUCGUGUUGGUCUUCAGUGGCCUGGGCGUCCUCGUGCACCUAGUGGGCUUGUUCUACUUGGGGAACCAAGAGCUGCUAUUCGAGAUGUUGUACAUUAGAAACAACCUGCUGGCCAUCGCACUGCUGCUGGCGUCGGUGCAGCUCCUGGACUUCCUGUCGUUCCAUCACCUCUUCGGGCCCUGGGCAGUUAUCAUCGGCAAGCUGAUGGUGGACUUGGGUCGCUUCCUCGUCAUUCUCCUCAUCUUUGUGUUUGGCUUUUCAAUGUACGUGGCUGCCAUCUACAACCCACUGCGGCCCAUCUACUCGGACGUUAACAACUUGACUGAGGUCUCCGAUAGCUCAGGCUACCCCCCUGCAGAGGCGCCGGUGCAGGGCCCUUUUCAGGCGGGCGAGAUGUUGUUCUUCUCACUGUUCGGUUUGGUGGAGCCUGACUACAUGCCGCCCUUCUACAGCCACCCCGCGUGGAGCCAGACCCUCAUGAAGAUCGUGUUUGGGAUCUACCAGAUGGUGACGGUGGUGGUGCUCAUCAACCUCCUGAUUGCUAUGAUGUCCGACACCUACCAAAGGAUCCAGGCCAAGAGUGACACCGAAUGGAAGUUCGGCCUGGCCAAGCUGAUCCGGAACAUGAGUCGCACGUCCGGCACCCCCUCCCCCCUCAACCUCCUCGUCAAGUUCAUCGUGUACAUCAUCGCCAUAUUCAAGUUCCGAUGUAACCUCUGUUCGGAGAAGGCGAUGGACUAUAUGAGGACUGAAGGACGGACGGAGGACUCACAUAUGGCAGACCUGAAGACAGAGUUCGGAGGAGGAUGGAUAAAGAAGCUGAGGUCGCGCAGUAAAGCCAGCAUCACGCCGCAAAGUACAGAGAAUCUGAUUCCACUUAGCAGCAUGGAGGGGCCGCAAGGUGUUAGAAGGAUUGAAAAUGUUAUCAAGUGGAGUCGCGUUGUCAACCGCUACCGUAUAAUGCACCGCAAGGAGGUCCAGCCGGGCGAGAACACUGACGGCGACAACGACUUGCCCACCGACUCCAUAGAGGACCUGCAGGAGGAGGCGCUGCUCAACGGCACCAUUGAGCCCAACUCCACGCAGCCCUCCAACGCAUAGGGCACGGGGUGAACGUCUCUCCACAAGCAAUGUACCAUCUUCCACUUCUGUACGAGAAAAUUAGGGGCAAUAUUUUAAUUUAGUGACAAUCUGUAGUUUGUUGCAUUGUCGUCUUAAAUAAGUACCAUGUCGGGCCAUGGCGAACGGGUCUGCCUGCUAGCAACAAUGGGUUUGGGUGGCCUCUACGAGCUGAGACAUAAUGGCUUACUUUAAGAUCACCUGCGACUCAAACUUCAUUCCUGCCAAAUUUAGACACGACCUUCAAGUCUUUAGAUACUUUGUCACCUUGAAGGGCUGUCACUGCACAAACUAUUGUAAAAUAGUAUUAUAUAUACAAAGUUUACAGAACUUCAGGAAGAACAGACGUACUACGCAUCUUCUAAGUGUGGUAAUUAUAUUCCAUGAAAUGAGAGAAACUUAUUCUCAGCCAGCACAAACAAGUGUGACAUGCCGUUCCAUAUCGCGUAAUCAACUGAAACUUUUCUUUUUGUCUUUUUUAACAUUAAGUUUAAUCAGUUCGCGGUUGUUUUCCUCAAUUAUGAUAAUUGGUCACAAAGUCAGUAACCAAAUUAUUAGAAGUGUGUUUAGGAAAGCAGCGGAAGUAUUUGACUAGCAUCGUUGCUAUUUUAGUUCCCGUAUUUAUUAAUCAGACAACCGAGACACUGCGAGACUGCUGUGCCACGCUUGACAGGACAACACGCGCGUUGGACACAGGACGAGGUCAUUACCACUGCGGGAAAGUGGAUGUCAUAUGCAGUGGUUGGGAGCAGGAUAUUUUAAACUAAGUAAAACUUGUUUCAAAUUUGCCAUAUUUGCACUUCCUGAAGUACAGCGUCGGUCAGCUGGACAGUGGACACGGCGCACCGUCUGUGGUACACCGGGGCUGUGGCCAGCGAUACAGCUUUGCGAACCAAGAGAACUUGUAGGAGGUUAAUACUCUGUUAUAUAUAAUACACUCGCUUACCCACAUACCCAUCAACUCAUCAAGUCAUCUUCCCUGGAGACAAGGAAGGUCCAUAUCACCACGGAGUAACAUGCCAUCAUCCUUGUAUAUGAAGUUUCCAUAUGACAAAUAUUGUAUUAUUUAGUAUAAAACUACGAAUAUGAUCAUAGUUUCAGACAAAUCGUUAGUGAAAAUAGGAAGUUGAGUCGCAUUUGAGUAACACUGUGUGGCUAGGUAUCCUGCAGGCCUUGUUGAGAUAUUCCGAUGUAGCAGAGGCGCCCCGCGCGGCGGCCAGGCGUGCUGACGGCUGACGGCUGAUGAACUGCGGUGUAGGUCCACUGAUUAGGAUCACGUCGUAUUAGAACUUACGGAAA